UCUGCAAUCGUAGUGUUUAUUGAUUUUUACCACGAUUGCGCUGCACAAAUAGCCUCGUCUAUAAAAGGAAUCGAACGGCGAAUUCGUGCGGAAUUAUAACCGAGUAUUCGUAUAGAAGAGUCGUAACCAAUGUCUGAGAACUUUUAGUCGUUUGUGAUUAUUACUUUAAUUUGGAAUUUGAAUAGAUUAUUCAGUCAUUUGUUGAAGAAAGUGUGGUGUGUUCAGAAUUUCAGCUUUUCAGAAAACCAUCAUCAUGCAAAUUUUUGUGAAGACUCUAACGGGAAAAACUAUAACUUUAGAGGUUGAGGCCUCUGACACAAUUGAAAAUGUUAAGGCCAAAAUUCAAGACAAAGAAGGCAUUCCUCCAGACCAGCAGAGGCUUAUCUUCGCUGGAAAGCAGCUAGAAGAUGGGCGCACGCUAUCUGACUACAACAUACAGAAGGAAUCCACUCUUCACUUGGUCCUGCGUUUGAGAGGUGGUAUGCAAAUUUUCGUCAAGACCUUGACUGGCAAAACUAUCACAUUAGAGGUUGAGGCCUCUGACACAAUUGAAAAUGUUAAGGCCAAAAUUCAAGACAAAGAAGGCAUUCCUCCAGACCAGCAGAGGCUUAUCUUCGCUGGAAAGCAGCUAGAAGAUGGGCGCACGCUAUCUGACUACAACAUUCAGAAGGAAUCCACUCUUCACUUGGUCCUGCGCUUGAGAGGUGGUAUGCAAAUUUUCGUUAAGACCUUGACUGGCAAGACUAUCACCUUAGAGGUUGAGGCCUCUGACACAAUUGAAAAUGUUAAGGCAAAAAUUCAAGACAAAGAAGGCAUUCCUCCAGACCAGCAGAGGCUUAUCUUCGCUGGAAAGCAGCUAGAAGAUGGGCGCACGCUAUCUGACUACAACAUACAGAAGGAAUCCACUCUUCACUUGGUCCUGCGUUUGAGAGGUGGUAUGCAAAUUUUCGUCAAGACCUUGACUGGCAAAACUAUCACAUUAGAGGUUGAGGCCUCUGACACAAUUGAAAAUGUUAAGGCAAAAAUUCAAGACAAAGAAGGCAUUCCUCCAGACCAGCAGAGGCUUAUCUUCGCUGGAAAGCAGCUAGAAGAUGGGCGCACGCUAUCUGACUACAACAUUCAGAAGGAAUCCACUCUUCACUUGGUCCUGCGCUUGAGAGGUGGUAUGCAAAUUUUCGUCAAGACCUUGACUGGCAAAACUAUCACAUUAGAAGUUGAGGCCUCAGACACAAUUGAAAAUGUUAAGGCCAAAAUUCAAGACAAAGAAGGUAUUCCUCCAGACCAGCAGAGGCUCAUCUUUGCUGGUAAGCAGCUUGAAGAUGGUCGUACUCUGUCCGAUUAUAAUAUUCAAAAGGAGUCUACACUACAUCUUGUUUUAAGAUUGAGAGGUGGAAUUUAAGAAUGAUAAAAAUUUAAAAAUUUUGAUCUAUAUCAAAUAAACAAUUAAAACUAAAUCAA
Molecule: messenger RNA, 1458 nt
Organism: Pararge aegeria (speckled wood butterfly)
Lineage: Eukaryota; Metazoa; Arthropoda; Insecta; Lepidoptera; Nymphalidae
Product: polyubiquitin
Exons: 2
Coding region: 254-1399 (381 amino acids)
Biological process (GO): protein ubiquitination; modification-dependent protein catabolic process
Cellular component (GO): cytoplasm; nucleus
Molecular function (GO): protein tag activity; ubiquitin protein ligase binding
Source: RefSeq, a predicted model, not a curated record